AUGAGUCUCAUUAAAGGCAUUUAUUAUGAAUUAGACAGAACCGGAAGAAGCAGUGCGAAGCGGCUGUGGAAGUCAGCAGUGGAGCACCACGCCUUCUUCCGGUUAAAAGAGCCGCGCGCGGUGAAGCGAGGUCCAAUCAGUUUCCUGGGAAGGUCCUCACGAUUUCAGUACUCGGGUAAAACCUUCUUUCAAUACCGCACCGCCCAAAUUGAUCGUCCAAAAGGAGUGACAGAUGACAUCCUUGAGACGAGUCUGCGACCGUCACAUCAGCGAACUGCCAGUGUUCCUGUUGCCCUCAAUCGUGGUAUUUUCAUUUUGUGA
Messenger RNA from Hydatigera taeniaeformis, 321 nucleotides. The record is from the annotation of a GenBank genome assembly. Lineage: Eukaryota; Metazoa; Platyhelminthes; Cestoda; Cyclophyllidea; Taeniidae.